Molecule: messenger RNA, 1906 nt
Organism: Parasteatoda tepidariorum (common house spider)
Lineage: Eukaryota; Metazoa; Arthropoda; Arachnida; Araneae; Theridiidae
Product: DNA primase large subunit
Biological process (GO): DNA replication, synthesis of primer; DNA replication initiation
Cellular component (GO): alpha DNA polymerase:primase complex
Source: RefSeq, a predicted model, not a curated record
AUAUUUAAAUUGGAAUGGCAUCCAAACACUCACAUGUGGUAAUAUGGCGGUUUACAUAAAACCUCCAAAAGGCCACAUAAAUUUAGUUAAAUUAUGUGCUUUUAUUAAGACAAGAUUGCUUUUUUUGUAUUUUAUUAGAGGUAAAUCAGCAGUUGAAAUAAAGCAGGGCAUUGAACAAGAAAAUGUUUUGAAUGCUUUUGACUGUCUUAUUGAGGGAUCAAUGAAGGACAGAAUAUCUCACUUUGUUUUAAGAUUCCUUUGUUCUGCUGAUUUUGAAAUGAAGGAAUUUUUUAUUCAAAGUGAAACAGAACUAUUUAAAUAUCGCUUGGAAUUUUAUUCUAAAGAUGAUCUUAAAAGAGUGAUGUUCAACACAUGCAGGCAAUGUGAGGAAGUAAUUCAGCAUACUGGCAUCAUCAAGUCAUACAGGAAAGUGUUAAAGACAUUUAUUCAUUUAGCGAAAGACUUUGAAAUAGCAAUUCAAAACAAGGACAAUUUUUUAAAAGUACCCUUCAUAUAUGUUUUGAAAUUUGUCAAGAGACGUCUACAUCCUUUAACUUCAGGAUUUGUGUCUGUGCCUCUUACUGAACUCAAACAUUUACUUAUCUCAUUUUUUGAAGAAUUUGUAUCGCAAGGAAUAUUUCAAACAAAAUCAUCUCCAUGUAUUCACCAGAUCAAUGAUCCUCGUUUCUCUUACAUGGUAAAUGAAAUUAAGGCCUGGUUUAAGUCUAAUAUCAGUUUCUCCAUUUCUACUUCUGGUAUUGGUAAUGCCAGAAUUAUAAGAGAGGAAAAUUUAAACGCUGAGAGUUCGAAAUUCCCCCAAUGCAUGAAGAACAUUCAUUUCUUGCUUCGCAAAACUCACAGACUACAACACCAUGCAAGAAUUCAGUACAUUCUUUUUUUAAAAGAAAUUGGUGUUCCAUAUGAGGAAGUCCUUAACCUAUUUAUGAAGGAAUAUUCUUUUCCUAUGAAUUUUACAAGUACUUGCAUCCAUUCUUGGAGUGAUAGUAGAAAUCGUUAUAUUUAUAGCAUUCAACAUUUGUUUGGAAGGAGAGGUUCUAGAAAAAACUAUCGAGCACAUAGCUGUUAUUCAUUACAAUGUUGUAAUUCACGAUCUGUGUUUGAAGGAGGCUGUCCAUUUGCUUGUUUUGAUAGUGACAACAUUUCUAAAAGCCUACUUUCAGAGAAUUUGCAAGUGAAUGAUAUUGAAGAUAUCAAGCUCUUAUCUGAUAGCAAAAAAUACACAGAAGCAUGUGGCUAUUUCCUUAACAAAAAGUUACAUAUUUUGAAGCAAUCAAUGGUCAGUCAAAGAAAAGAUUCAAGUUCAAGGUUUGAAAAUACUGAAAUUAAAAUCAAUAAUAAUCAAAAUUUGAGUAAUGAAAUUUUGAUGCAGAAGAAAAAGAAUGACUCCACUUUUGAUAAUUUAUCAUCACAUAUAUCUAAACCAUCAGAAUUUUAUUUCAUUCUUUCAAAUUUCAUGAACUAAACAUACAGUGAUAUGCUUUUUAAAAAACUGGUUUAUAUGUAAAUACAGUAUUUGGAUAAAGAAAACAUCUUCAAGGAAUUUUCAUAUUCUGUUAAAAAAAAAAAAAAUUAAGUGUUGAUAGAAAAAUCUAGGCAAUAUUUUUUCACAUUUGCUUUAUUGAAUUCUAUAGAAUUUUAUAUUUUUAUUUGCUAAAAUUAGCUCAUUAAAACCUAUACUAAAAAAUUGGAAAAUAUGCAUUAGUUUGAUUUGUUUAUAUUAUGCUCCUGCUUUUAUCUGUUUCUUUUUAUUUAUAGUGAUAUGAAAAAUUUGACAACAUGAAUAUUUUAAUAAGUUCCUAACAUUAAAAACACAACAUUUUAUUGCAUGUUUGAACACUUUGAAAUAUCCUUGUUACUUUUUAAUUAUGUAAUUUAACUUUAAUAA